Molecule: messenger RNA, 905 nt
Organism: Cuscuta epithymum
Lineage: Eukaryota; Viridiplantae; Streptophyta; Magnoliopsida; Solanales; Convolvulaceae
Source: the annotation of a GenBank genome assembly
UUGUAUCUUCUCGUGCUCAAUGCUCAAGAUCUUGCAUCUUAGUGGUUUCUCCAUUGAAACAUUAAAUCUGCCUUGCACGUUGCCGCCUAACCUCACAUCACUUUUUUUUGAAUAUGUUGAAUUUUGUCCUACAAAUCUUUCAGAUUAUGUUGUUGAUGUUCCAAUGCUGGAGAAUCUGACAUUUAGUAGUUGCAAGAAUAUAUUUCACUUCAAAAUUACAGCUCGAAAACUUUGCAGUUUGACAAUCAAAUAUUUCUAUCGUAGUGAACUCAGCCUCAGCAUCGACUUAAAAUCUAUCUGUACUCUUGAGUUGGAUAGUUAUUCUGUCCAGACAAUUCUUGGCACAGGUGCUACAAUGGGACAUCGACUUCAGCAGAAUGUGCUAAAUGUGGAAUUGUUGAAGCUAUCAGCACUUCAUUUGCAAAGGGGUGUUGAGACCUCUGCAUUUGUAAGCUUGCUAUGCAUAUGCCCGAAGUUACACGAACUUGAAAUAUGUUUUUGGGGGACAGAGGAUACCACUAAGGCUACAGAUACUACAUCAAAGCGAUUGAAAAAACUUUGCAGUGUUGUUCAAACAUACGAAAGGCUUCACAUUUUGAAGUUUGCCUCAUUCCGUGGAUUUAAGGCUGAAAUGCUUUUCAUUAAAGAGAUGUUGGCCGGUGUUCCCUCACUAGAAAGGGUUAUCUUUAUGGGCACUUCUAUGUAUGAGUAUGACAGCUACAAGAAACAUGAGAUCAUCGACGAAGUGUUGUGUUUUCCGCGUGCAUCUACUGAAGUAAAAAUUGUGUACUAGCAGCUCAUCUCUCCAAGUUAUUGAAUGGAAGGUAGUUUUUUGUGCACUAACACUACAUGCAAUAUAUAUGGUUAUGUUAAUCACUUAUGAUAUAUGGAUGUUACGUUUUGUG